This is a messenger RNA of Candoia aspera, 2017 nucleotides long. RefSeq names its product choline kinase beta (gene CHKB). Gene Ontology annotation, cellular component: cytoplasm. Gene Ontology annotation, biological process: phosphatidylethanolamine biosynthetic process; CDP-choline pathway. Gene Ontology annotation, molecular function: choline kinase activity; ethanolamine kinase activity. Lineage: Eukaryota; Metazoa; Chordata; Lepidosauria; Squamata; Candoiidae. Bases 26 to 1168 code for a protein of 380 amino acids. The transcript is spliced from 12 exons. The record is from RefSeq and is a predicted model, not a curated record.
CGGCCGCGGCGCCGGCAGGCUCGCGAUGGAGACACCGGAAGAAGACGGGCCCGACGGAGACCGCGCCGGGCCCCGCUCGCCCCGCGGCUGCCCGGCCGUGCCCGCGCCAACCCGCCUGCGCGCCUUCCUCUGGUGUCGCGAGUUCCUGGCCGGGGCCUGGCGCCGCCUGGCGGGGCCCGAGGAGCUAGGCAUCGUCCCCGUCAGUGGUGGGCUGAGUAACCUGCUGUACAAGUGCUCUCUGCCGGAGCACAUCACGACUGCGGAGGAUGAGCCGCACCAGGUCCUGCUGCGCAUCUAUGGUGUUAUCCUCCAGGGGGUCGACUCGCUGGUUCUUGAGAGUGUCAUGUUUGCCAUCCUGGCUGAGCGGGCCCUGGGACCACGGCUGCAUGGCAUCUUCCCGCAGGGACGCCUGGAAGAGUACAUCCCGAGCCGCCGCCUGGUCACGGAGGACCUGCCGGACCCCAGCAUCUCAGCCGAGAUUGCGGUAAAGAUGGCUCGCUUCCACGGCAUGGAGAUGCCCUUCAACAAGGAGCCCAAGUGGAUGUUUGGGACCAUGGAGAGGUACCUGAAGCAGAUCUCCGAACUCACGUUUUCCCAGGAAGCCCAGCGGAACAAGCUUAAUCAGCUCAAGGCAUACAACCUGGAGGCUGAAAUGCACAGCCUCAGGACGCUGCUAGAGGCCACGCUGUCCCCGGUGGUUUUCUGCCACAAUGAUGUACAAGAAGGGAACAUUCUCCUCCUGGCUGGCCGCGAGGCCUGCUCGACUGACCGGCUCAUGCUGAUCGACUUUGAGUACAGCAGCUAUAACUACAGGGGCUUCGACAUUGCCAAUCACUUCUGCGAGUGGGUCUACAGCUAUGCCCACAAUCAAUGGCCUUUCUACAAAGCCAGUCUGGAGAACUACCCCAGCCGGGAGCAGCAGUUGCACUUCAUCCGGUGCUACCUGGAGGAGGCGGGUGGGAAGGCUGCAGCCCCCUCACCUGAAGAUCGGGAGCGCCUGGAGGCCGAGAUGCUCCUGGAGAUCAGCCGGUUCACGUUGGCCUCCCAUUUCUUCUGGGGCCUGUGGUCCAUCCUGCAGGCCAAGAUCUCCACCAUCGAGUUUGGCUACCUGGAAUAUGCCCAAUGCCGCUUUGAGGCCUAUUUCCAGCAGAAGGCCAGGGGCAAGUGACUGCUGGCUGGCCGGCACCUGCUGCCAGAAGGGUGGCCUGACCGGGUGUGACACACUGGACAGGUGGACCUGAAGGACCAAGCCUGGGGGGGUUGGCUGGCCAGCCCUUCCUCUGCAGCACAAGCUGUCUUCAUGUGUGCUCCGGUGCAGUUCAGCAACGCCUCGAUGUUCUCUAACCCAAUUGGGGGGGGGGUUCCUGUGACGCUGCAGGACAUGUGGUCCACCCCUGUAUCCCUCUGGACUGGCUGCGGUGGUGAGGAGCAGGAGGCGUGGUGCCCCAGUGGUUCACCUGCCUCAGCAGUCAGUUCCACUUGGGGUCAGUGGGGGCGGGGAUCGUGCCCACUGCCCCUUGCACGUUGGGUGCCUCCGGGCUCAAUGUCUCCCCUCUCCUGUUCAGCAUCCACAUGAAACCCCUGGGUGAGGCCAUCCGCCGGUUCGGGGUGCGGCAUCAUCAGCAGGCUGGGUUGGGGGUGUCACCAUCCUUGGCCUUGGAUAGGGCUGCCCUUCCCCGUUCAAGACUGGUGCACACCUUGGGGGUCCUUCAGGACCUGCAGCUACUGCUCAAAGAGCAGGUGGCAGCUGUGGGCAGGAGGGCCUUUGCGCAGGUUCAUUGUGCGCACCAGUUGCACCCUUCCCUCAAUUGGGAGGCCCUUCAGACAGUCACUCAUGCCAGGUCACCUCACAAUUGGAUUAUUGCAAUGUGCUCUAUGUGGGGCUGCCCUUGAAGACCACCCAGAAGCUCCAGCUGGUUCAAAAUGCAGUGGUACAGGCAGUAACGGGCGCCUCUCAAUGUGCCCAUGUGUCACCACUGCUGCAUGAGCUGCGUUAGCUGCCAGUGUCCGAGUGCAG